GCCGGCGACUGCGGUCGAGCUGUCGGGAGGCCUGCGGGCGGGGGGGGGGAGGCCGCGGGAGCCCGGCGCGUGCGCGGCCCUGGCCACGCUGGCCGCCGCGCCGGCAGCCGCGCCGCCCGCCGGGGGCGACCGCCCGAGGAGCUGGGCCGGCGCGGCCCUGCUGUGCGCCGCCGGGGCGGGCGCCGCGCUGGGCGUCGGGCGGCGGGCGGAGGGCGGCGGCGGGCCCGCGCGCUGCGAGGCUGCGGGCGGCGGCGAGCUGCGCUUCGUCACCUACAACGUGCUCGCGCCGCCGCUCGCGGAGCAGAAGGGGCACUUCUCGCAGUGCGAGCCUGGCGCCCUGGUGCGCUCCGAUCGCCUGGAGCGGGUGCUGCGGAAGCUGGAGCCGCACAUCGCUGCGGGCUCCGUCAUCGGCCUGCAGGAGGUGUCGCUCGAGUGGGCGGGCAAGCUGUACGCGGCCUUCAGCAAGCGCAACUACACCUUUGGCACGGUGGCGGACUGCUCGUAUGGGCAGGAGUUCAACGGCUACAUGGGCGUAGGACUCGCCUGGCCAAACGAGCUGUACGAGACCGUUGACGUUGAGCUGUGCCGCCUGUCCGACACGGUGCCCCGGGAGAUCUGGGCCCAGAAGAUCGACGCGAGGCCUGCUGACGGCAUGAACCGCUUCGGCUUUCUGACCGAGAAGGGGCUGCGAGAGAUCCUCGGCUGCCAGCUGCCCGCGGCCGCUUGGGCCUCCAGGGAGCCCCCGAAGGGCGAGGACUGGGCGGUCGCCAGGAGCCGCAGGAACGAGCUGGCCGUGGCGAAGCUGCGGCCCCGCGGUGGUGGCAGCCCCUUCUGCGUGGCCUGCUACCACAUGCGGAAGAACAGACAGCGACGUGAACACUUCUGGACACUCCUACCAGCGUGA
Molecule: messenger RNA, 904 nt
Organism: Prorocentrum cordatum
Lineage: Eukaryota; Dinophyceae; Prorocentrales; Prorocentraceae
Source: the annotation of a GenBank genome assembly